Molecule: messenger RNA, 492 nt
Organism: Hipposideros armiger (great roundleaf bat)
Lineage: Eukaryota; Metazoa; Chordata; Mammalia; Chiroptera; Hipposideridae
Gene: PYY
Product: peptide YY
Exons: 3
Coding region: 8-301 (97 amino acids)
Biological process (GO): feeding behavior; neuropeptide signaling pathway
Cellular component (GO): extracellular region
Molecular function (GO): neuropeptide hormone activity; neuropeptide Y receptor binding
Source: RefSeq, a predicted model, not a curated record
UCUGCAGAUGGGGAUGGUGCGCAGGCCGUGGUCUGCCAUGGCCACAGUGCUGCUGGCCCUGCUCGCCUGCUUGGGGGCGCUGGUCGACGCCUACCCCACCAAACCCGAGGCUCCGGGCGAAGACGCCUCGCCGGAGGAGCUGAGCCGCUACUACGCGUCGCUGCGCCACUACCUCAACUUGGUUACUCGGCAGCGGUAUGGGAAACGCGACAGCCCGGAAGCGCUCCUCUCGAAUCUGCUCUUCCCCGACGGCCAGGACAGAUCAGUAAAGUCGCGGCCAGAAGGCACCUACAUGUGGUGACGACCCCCAAGGCCUCCUGGGAGAGAUGCUGCAUACACCGACCUCAUUUGCAUGUUUGCUCCUGACUCCAGACCCUGGAUUCCUCCCCCUGCCCGGUGCAGAUGGGGAGGCUUCAGGGUAGGGUCCUCGGUCCAUUUCUCCGUGCCCCCACUGGGCUGGAGCUCUGUGUGUAGCCCUUCCCUGAUCCCCAA